GGCGCGAUGGCUGGCCCACAGUCACGUGCCAAGGGUCCUAGCGGAGGGCACGACGUCGCGAGGCACGGCACGGGUUAGGCACGAGCCAACAAGAGCGCAGGGCGAUCGGCUCCUCCAAGGUCCUCGCGACAGCUGUCGUCUGCUCCACGCCCAUCUCUCCACAGCCCCGCGCGCCCGACCUCCACUUGACCUCCAGCCGCGGGUGGCGACCACCCUCCGGGCUCGACGGCGGGGAAGUGCCAUAGUAUGCUCUGGGGCCGCUGACGCCGUCCUCAGUCGUCUGACAUCUCGGCGUUCCCCUCCGCUGCCGCAACAUGAUCGAGGAGGUGGAGAAGCAGCCCCGGCAACUCACAGGAUCGGCCAUCGUGUCUGUGGAGUUUGAGGUGUACGGCCAGGUCCAGGGGGUGUACUUCACCAAGUACUGCCGGGACCGCUGUCUGGAGCUCGGCCUCAGCGGCUGGGUCAAGAACUCGAAGAAGGGCACCAUCCUGGGCAAGAUGCAGGGCGAGAAGAGAUACGUGGAGCAAAUGAUUUCUUGGCUGUCGAAGACGGGCAGCCCCGGUUGCCGGAUCGAGCGCUGCGACCUCAGCAAUUUGGAGUACCUCCGGAGGCUCGAGUUCCGGGGAUUCACCAUCCGCUUCUGAGCUUGCAGCCUACCACUUCUCUGCGGCUGUGUGUGCGUGCAUGUAUGUUUGUGUGUGAGUAAUGCGGUAAAAAGAGUGCAUGAGGUGUGUGACCUUUGGUCUAACGGAUGAGGUGCUUGCUCGCUCAGCUCUCUCCUCUCUAGACGCGUAUGCAUGUGUAAAUGUGUCGUGGACGCGGCGUGGUGUCUUAAUAAUUGUUAACAGUAUUACAAGCCCGCCGCCUCUCCAGAUAUCGAAAUAAUUGUGAUAAGUAUCGAGGGAUGGAAACUUCAUGGCGCAAGUUUUACAAGGUGUUCAGUUAUGUGUUUGGAUAAUAAAUAAAUGUUCGUACUGA
Messenger RNA from Frankliniella occidentalis (western flower thrips), 978 nucleotides. Its product is annotated as acylphosphatase-2. The transcript is spliced from 3 exons. Lineage: Eukaryota; Metazoa; Arthropoda; Insecta; Thysanoptera; Thripidae. The record is from RefSeq and is a predicted model, not a curated record. The coding region runs from base 315 to 644 and encodes 109 amino acids. Gene Ontology annotation, molecular function: acylphosphatase activity.